This is a messenger RNA of Eruca vesicaria subsp. sativa (arugula), 609 nucleotides long. Lineage: Eukaryota; Viridiplantae; Streptophyta; Magnoliopsida; Brassicales; Brassicaceae. The record is from the annotation of a GenBank genome assembly.
ACACACACACACACUUCAUUCAAAUUCAACCUUCCUCUCUCCCAAGAAACUGUAAUCUCUCCAAGCUUUGAAAUCUCAAAAACAAUGGCGGUUCCGGUUAUUGAUCUCCUCAACAACUCCGAUUCAUCAUCCGAUGAAGACUUCAGCGACUCCGAAAUCUCUUAUUCAUCCGAAGACGAAUCCAUGGAAGAAGACGACGCAUCAGUGGAAGCCGAAUCGUCGAACUCGGAAAUCACCACUGCAAGAGAAACCGAGACGAAACGUAGCGAAGAGGCGGAGGAGGAUGAGUUUUGGAUCCGUUAUCCUUAUUUGAAGAGUUUUUUGAGCACCAGUGUCGCUCAAGGUUUGAUUCCAGAGUACUAUGUGUAUGAGAGAGCUAAGCUUAUCGGAGAUGAGAAGGCCAAGGAGCUGAAUGAAAGAGGCAAGGCUUUGUUCAUCAAGGAUCUUGAAGCGUGCAAGGACAAGUGUGAGCUCAUUGCGUCUGCCAUCACCGCUAUGAAGUCCGUUAAAUGAUUUUCUGGUUUCUUAAAAUCGUUGGGAACUUUCUUUAAUGAUAUUGUUGUGUUGCUUUUGUACUCUGUUUAAUGAAAUCGUUUUCGUUUAGCGUUC